Molecule: messenger RNA, 6506 nt
Organism: Monomorium pharaonis (pharaoh ant)
Lineage: Eukaryota; Metazoa; Arthropoda; Insecta; Hymenoptera; Formicidae
Gene: toc
Exons: 11
Coding region: 1083-5078 (1331 amino acids)
Cellular component (GO): nucleus; cytoplasm
Molecular function (GO): microtubule binding
Source: RefSeq, a predicted model, not a curated record
AAAGAGAAAGUUAAGCAGAGAUUAAAGAUUAAUUUACAUUGGUGGAAACGGGCAUAAGUCUGUUUAAAAAAAUAAAAUUAUUAAUUUUUGUUUUGUUUGACACAGAAAGAAAUAUUAAUUGAAUUAGAAAAAUUAUACAGUUAAAAAUUUUGCUACAGACAAUCCUGUUAAAUUUAUCGUUGAUUAAGUUGAUUAAUUGGAGUUUAGUUGAAGUCACCCGAAAAAAUCAUUGUCAUCAACGGAAUUAUUACUCUGAGAAAAAAAAAUUGUUGCGUUUCAUCUAGAUUUAUAACUCGGAUAAAACAGGAAUUGGUAUUGUCGACGAGAGUGAGUGAAGCAAAGGGAAUUCGCGUAUCUCAUUCUCGCGUCUUUCAACCGAUGGCGACGGGAUGGCCGAAUCGAGCGGACAAUACAAAAUAUACGCUGAUGCCGAUUAACGCGUCCUUUACCGGGAUAAUCGUGUAAUCGCAACGCGUAACGAUCGCACUUAUGUACGUAUGUAUGUGUAGAAAACAAAAAAUGGAAAAAAAUAGAACGGUCGGAAUGCGUAAUGCCGCGAAUGAUGAAUCACGCAUCCCCCUUGCUCCGCGUGAACGUAGGCUCGUGACUCAGGGGGGAGCACAGGCUCCCAAGGUUGCGAGACAAAAGGGUAGCUCUCUCGGACUCUUGCCCUACAUUCGACGGCGCCUCGUUGUUUCGCUUAUCAGAUAGGAACGCGUUAUUUUCAGGGGUUUAAGGCAGUUUAGGCUUGAGGCUUUUUUUUUUUAUUGUCGCGGCCAGUUACGCUUACGUUUGCUCCGGCAAACUAUUACCGAAAGAGAAAAGAAAGAAAGAAAGAAAGACAGAGAGAAGAAGGGAAGGAGAAGGGAUAGAUGUUGACGUUGGGACGUUUUCGCGCGCUGCUCUCUGUGUUUUGAUGGCGAUCGGUAUAUGAAAAUAGAAACGCUCGAAGGGCGCUCAGUGGCAAUGAAACGUCCGCGUAGUAAUCGCGACGUACGUGGCGCGAUUCAAUUGAAUUCGGCUCCGUAAUCUCGUCCUAUCCUCCCUCCCCGUCGUCCCUCGUGCAAAACAUUUCGCCGGUGAUGAUGAUCCCGCCACCCUCCGCCGCGGCCCUUCGCCAUCAUCACCGCCACCACCACCACCACCACCAUUACCACCACUACCCUCGCCGCUUCCGCGAUACAGCGGCGACGAACAGCGACGCCUCCGCACGGCGUCGAUCAAUAACACCGCCGUCGGUGACGCCGGCGUCGAGAGCGUCGUCGCGCUUGCGAGGGAUCAGCGGCGCGACGCGAGGCGUCGCGUUAUCGGCGACGAGAGUCGUUACGCCGUGCGUCGUCGACUUUGGAUCAGCGGCGCAGCAGCAGCUGCAGCACCAGCAAAGAGCCUCCUCCGGUGCGAGCUUCUCGCUCGCGGUUCCGCGGCGACGGGCAUGUGACCCGGGACCCUCCCGUACGAGCCGUUAUUCGCCGCCAACGAGGAAGGACGCACGUCCCCCGGGAACUCGUUCGAGUCGAGUGCCGAAUCGCCGAGGUCCCACCCACGAAAUGGCUAAGAACGUAGGGGAGAGUCGGAUACCUGUUCCACGGGCAACGCGGCCCUCGUUCUUCCCGAAAUCGAGAGUACUCGAGGCGUCGAGGCUCCUGACGGGAGGUCGCCGAUCAACGAUCUUCUCGGGAUGUUUACAGUUUAACAGCGAGGACGAGUCCCCCACGUCGCGGGAGUUCACGGGAUUCGCGACAUCUUCGCCCAACAUCAAAACGGAUUCAACGGCAGAUAAGACAUUCACGAUAUCACCCGCGUGGGACAUCGAUAAGAAUGAUGUGCAACAAUUGGUACAUCUCAGCGAGGAGAAAAGCAGCCUAUUCAGGCUACUUGAAGAUCCUCAGCUGAGCAUGAUCGAGGAUAUCGGUGACACCUGUCUCGUAGAAUCGUCUCUGGGCAAUUACAAUGAUGCGAGCGGAACGCCGCAUUAUUUAAUGCUGAACAAGCAGAACUCCUUCGAGCACGACGAGAGUCUUGGAAUAUUGACGCCGGACCAGAUGACCGAUUUCACGGUGGCGUUGGAGUGCUCCAGGACACCAUCCUGCGAGAACCUCACUGGAUCGGCCGGCUCGAAAUUGGCGUUGACCCGAGCGUCCGCGUCGACGAGACCGCUACUGGACGUGGAACCGGCGGAGGAGGGCUGCACCGAGAGGACCCCCUCGCCGGAGGAGCUACCGCUCGACCCCAAACCCGUGGAGCCGAUCAGAGGUAACGCCGUGCCGGUGAGCUUCGUCACGUCGGUAACGAGCAUCACCAGUCUGGAGGCGGGCUAUCAGGGAGACGGCGAGAAUUCGCGACCGGCCAGUCGCGGCGCGGAUCCGCCGUCCAUGGCGGCACCGCCGGUCAAUCUUCCCGCACCUUGCCGUCAGGAUCCGAUGACCGACUCGGACUUCUUUACCGAGAGCGACGCGGACGCGCACGAGGAAAUCGUGCGGGGCGACAGGAAGGCGCAGGUGAUCGACGGCACGCUGUUCUGCGCGCCGGGCGAACGCGUGUGUCCCAGCUUUACCGGGGAGGAGAUGGACUCGAGCGGGAUUUAUUCAGAUUUGGACAAGCUACAGGCGCCUGGCGAGCAGGCGCCGGAGGAGAACGACGAUCAUACUCCGGACACCGGAGACACCGAGCUCUCUCAAAGGAGUCAGCCAUCGCCCAAUGCGAACGUUAUCAUGGAUUACUUACAGAAUUCCACAAAGUCAUCAGAUGAAACGAGCAACACGAACGACACAAUGGUCUCUGUCGAAGUCACGGCGAUCGAAAAAGUCGAGAAGAACGAAAACAUUAGGCCCAAACCGCAAAGCAAGGCCGAUACGAUGCCUUUGAAAAAAUAUAAGAUGCCGAAGAGAAACGUUGUCUCGAAGAUCAAGGCGAUGAUCGAGUCUUCUUCGAAAGACGACGCGGAGAAGGAGGCGAGACGCUCUCAGAGGUCAGCGCGAAAAGGCGGACGCUGGGAUGCUGUGAUGAACAAGAUAGAGGCUGGUAAAAAUGAGCAGAGAACGAGAUCGGUUAGGAAAGAAGUGAAAUCGAGAGUAUUGCAGAAUCUAACUCUGUCGCCUUCCACGAGAUCAACGUCGAAGAAAGCCGGCGACGCAAACAACAACAAUAACAAGGACAAACGGAGGCUGCGUGGCUGGCAAGAAAUGAAAUCACCGACGCAGGAAACGGCCAGGAGUUCUGUUCGUAGUUCCAUGAGCGACCUCAGUAGCGGCCCAAGUAAAGACAUGCCAAAGAGAUCACCGACGUCCGCGAACCCGUCCCGGAGGUUCGUCUCGAAUGGCAAUCACCAUCCGGUCCGCGUCAACAGCUUUGACGCGAAGAAGAGCUGCGUCGACGUGGCGACGGUUGAACUCGAAAAGAGCCCGCCGUCAGCGCGGAAACCAACAAUAACGAGGAGAUCGACGGCCAAUACGAAUGUAAAACAGAAAUCCUCCGUGGCGUCGAUAAAGGAUCGCGAGUCCAAGGAGACUCAUCACAACACCACCUAUACGGUGACGGCGAGGACGUCGCCGGAGACGCGGGAUCAGGCCGCGCAGACCAUUGCGCCCUACACGAAUUGCCGCGUGGAACAAGCGGAACGCGCGGCACAGGCGCUCGCGGUGAGCGUACGCUACUUGGCAUUCGAGCUGGACGCGUUUGCCACUCCCCGGUUGAAGAAAGACUUCGAGAAACUGAAGGCCGAUUGCGAGGAAAUGAAGAACGAGCGAUCGGCCCUGCUGUCGGAGAUCGACGUUUUCCGCGCGAGAUGUGUCAGCAUGGAGGAGAGACUCGAGACGGAGAGGGAUGACCACCAUAAAGCUCUGGAUCAGCUUCGUGAUGAGCUGGAAGCUCAUAGGUCGAAACAGGUUGCCUCGCUCAUCGAAACUCUGGAAGAGGAAAGGCAUAAAGGUGACGUCAGGCUGGACGCAGUCACGAGGGAGCAUCGCGCGACAAUUGCGAAAUUGCGCGCCGAGCAGAUCAAUGAGCUGGCUCGGAAAGAGGAGAUGAGAAAAUCCGUGGUUCACGAUCAGGGCGCGGCGCUGAUGGCGGAGAUCGAGUCACUGAGAUCCGUGCUCGAACUGAAGAGUCAGGAGAACGCGGUCCUUCGUUCAGAGCUGGACAGUUACAGGCGUGACAUCGAGGAGAAGGACGCCUUGCAACUACGGCUCGAUAUGGCGGAAGCCAGAUGCGAGGAUCUGAAGGCGCAGCUUCAACGGAAGGAAUCCUUCGAACGGCAAAUCUCGCACGAGAACGAGAUGCUUCACGAAUCGAUUCAUCAGGUCUCGAAGCACAACAAGCGGCUGUCACAGCGGAACGAGGAGCUACAGUGGAAGCUGCGAAACAAAAACGAUUGGGUGAGCGUCCUUGCGAAUCAGCUAAAUCCACGGUUGUCCCGAUCCGCAGGUUCGGAACAGCUAGAACACAGUUAUUCGCUCGACAAGAAUGGCGCUCAUUCGUCGUCUAUGAUGAAGUUUAUGGUCGAGAAGGGCGCCUCCGUCUCUUGGACGCUGGAAAUCGACGACUUGUCGAAGGGGCCGUCCGAUUCGCUUAAUGCGAAAGCAGUUAGGACCUCUGAGGGUGCGACAACACCAGUUUCUAGGCAAGGAUCGCUCAGGUUAACGCCGAACGCAAGACCUGCCAUGGACACCAGAGCGAGAUCGAAGAGUAUCUCUACUACGUGCGAAUCGGCGCGGACCGCGACGGUGGAUGAAGCGGCCGCGUGGUCGCCUUCGUUCAACUCGACGCCGGUCACGCGACGACGUCCUAGGAAAGACCAAUCGUCGCCUUCCUCAUCAUCCUCGUCAUCGUCUUCCACAUCGUCGUCUACAGCGCCGACCGUGAAUUCCGCAGUGGCCGCUGCGGUGGCGGCCGCUGCUGCGGCGGCGGCAGCGGUGGCUGAUGAUUGCAACGUCGGCGGCGGUCAGAGACCCCAGGAGGCUGGCGGGGAAGCGAUGAUCUCCGAGGAAACGUCGGCGUCCAGCAGCGAGGACGAGUCGUCCACCGGCAGCGAUAUCCCCCGGCUGGGAAUACAGUAUGCUUGGGGCAAGCCGAUCAAGUAACACUCGAGCGAACAAUCGCGGCCUGCUAUUACCUGUCUGCGCGUUCCUUCUCCCGCGUAACAGUGCUGUUUUGAAUCGCGAAUUGUUGUACGGCCGCAAUCUCUGGUUCUCUUGCCUACAGUGGAGUCGUUCCUCGACAUGUAUUCAUUGCGGAACUUCGUUGAUCAUUCCUCUUCGUCCGUUUGCAGAGAUACGUUUACGUUUCGUAUUGUGUAACGUCGCCUCUUUUACUUUUCCAACCGAUACGUCCGACCGAGAUUCGGAGCGAGAGGAAUGGCGUUUACGUUUUAAGCAAACGUGCCGCGCGAUUUCAAACAUUUUACGUGAUUCCGGAGUAUAACGUUGUAAUUUAGUGAGAUGUUUAAGGAUGAAUUCCACGAUGUAUUUUAAUGUUACGACUGUAUAAAUUAGACUAGUACGAUUGUUUCCGUGGUUUUCCCAAUUACGAGAACGUUUCAUCUUCCCGACACACGUUUUGCAUUGCGAUUUAAGGCAGUGAUUUACCGCGUGGAUUUAAGAUAAGGAUCUUCGAAAUCCAUUAUGUAUAUCCAUAAUGAUUUACCGAUAUGCAUACAACGAAACUGCUUCGUUUGCUGUAAUCAAGGCAGCCGUGCCUUUCUUUCGGGCAAUUUUCGCCUACAAAGUUUACGGAGUUUACAAAAGUCAUUGACGUGCAUGGUCACACAAGAUUUUUUAUUUUUUCUGUUUUCUUUUUUUUGAACUUUGACGGACAUUGAAAAAGGGGAGUUCAAUGUUGUUGUUUUUUUUUUUUUGUUUUGGUUAACAGUUUUUAUUGCGGUCCUGAGAAUUUUAUCGAAUGUCCGAUUGUUUUUAUGGACACUUUUACAAUUAUGUGUGAGUACGUUUUUUAUAAGCGUCACCUACUUUUUUGUUUUUGGUACAGAGACCACGUAGUAUUGUGAAGAUAAAAAAAAUAUAUAUAUAUGUAAGAGCAUGACAAAAGAAAAAUAUUCCUCGUUCCUCGCGAUCAUGCCGAUUUUCGUACUUGUAAGUCGAUUAUUUUUCAGAUGAUGCGCGUCGUCUUGCGUUAUCCGUUUGUUGCGUUUUUGGAAAAAAAAAUCUGAUAUUGUUGGCACAAAUCCGUACCGACACUUCAGACGACGUUUGUCUGUGACGCGCCCUCGUGCGCACAACGGCAAUCGAAUCGCGGAUGGUUUACCUGGUAGAUGCAGCAGAGCAGUGAUAACCAUUAGUGACAAACUUGUAGCACGUUCCGACAAGAGCGUUAAUUUCACAGUCCGUUCCAUAGACAAGUCGUAGACUUUAGAUAUUAUAACGAGAGAGAACAUUGCUCGCCCGACAUACGGAAGCCAAGUAUUACUCACCGAGAAAGUAUGUUUUCUUUUCUCAUGUGUGCUGAUAAGAUCGAUGUAUUAUAUACUUCUCGAAUAAAUAAGUAUCAUCUAA